Messenger RNA from Sus scrofa (pig), 2537 nucleotides. It is a transcript of the gene ZNF408, whose product is annotated as zinc finger protein 408. NCBI's taxonomy places the organism in Eukaryota, Metazoa, Chordata, Mammalia, Artiodactyla, Suidae. Gene Ontology annotation, molecular function: RNA polymerase II cis-regulatory region sequence-specific DNA binding; protein binding; DNA-binding transcription repressor activity, RNA polymerase II-specific. The record is from RefSeq and is a predicted model, not a curated record. Gene Ontology annotation, biological process: embryo development; regulation of transcription by RNA polymerase II. Gene Ontology annotation, cellular component: nucleoplasm; nucleus.
GCUCACGUGCCUCCUUGGCUGCGGUGGAGUAGAACCGUCCGAUUCGUCCCUCCCAAAAGGAGGCCCUGGAACAGUUAGUUCCGAUGUUCCGGGUACUCGAAUCUCUGGUGGACCUCCGGAAUCCUUAGCUCGUAUUCUUCUCGGACAGAGAUUCGCCUCACCAGAAUUCCCAAACUCCUGGUCUUGUGCACCAGUUAAGGCUGACUCUUACGAUUCGUUCCCGAGAGGAAAUUUGGGUGUCAAUGACUGUUUCCGGGAGGAGCCUAGAAGGUGACACUCACUUCCGGCGGAGGGAGGCUUUUCGAUCCGGGAUGGAGGAGGCGGAGGAGCUUCUCUCGGCGAAGGGAAGACUGCAGUUCGUCCCCGGCCCACGCCUGGACCCGGACUCAGGAUGGAGCCCUUCCGGAGAAGGCUGUGCACAGGGACCCAAAGAUUUCCCAGCCAGACCGACCCGAGCCAUCCUCGCUCUAAAGAGCCUCCCCCGGGGCUUGGCCCUAGGUCCCUCACUGACCGAGGAACAGCGCUUGGGGGUCUGGUGUGUCGGGGAACCCUUGCAGCCGGGACUGCUCUGGGGACCACUGGAAGAGGAGUCUGUCUCUAAGCAGAAGGGUGAUGCAGCGGAAAGAGAGCAAAAAGAGGACGUGUCACUAGACCCAUGGGGAGAUGUGUGUGCUUGUGAGCAGAGUUCAGGCUGGAUGAGUUUGGUGCAGCGGGGCAAGCUGGAGGGUGAGGGAAACGUGGCUCCCGUGUGGAUCAGCGAGAGGCUCCACCUACAGGUGUACCGGGUUGUGCUGCCAGGUUUCGAGCUGCGGCUGUGGCCCCGGCCUCCCGCUGAGGGCCUGAGCCCCAACCAGUCCAGACUAGAGGAGGAGGCAAGCAUGGCUGGGGUGACAGAAAUGGAGUCUGUUGUACAACAGGAAGUAGCCACAGAGGAAGAUGCAACAGAACCUUGCACAGACCCUGGUGUCCAAUCACCCCCCAACAUCCAGGCAGAGAGUGUGGUGAGCUCCGGACUUCAGCCUCAAACCCAGGACCACGUUUCCAAGGAGAGCCAAUCACUCGGCCCAUUGCCUGAGGACGGCAGCGUAGAUGAGGAGGUCCCACCCCAGACACAGAUGUCACCUGGACCUCAGAGCACCUCCGCUCCCCAGCAGGGCCCUGAGAGCAGUGAGGCCACUUCCUCGUCUUCUGCCAGGGGCCCCCAGCUGCGUGCUCACCUGGGCAAGAGGUUACGAAGCCCCAGUGAUCAGCGCCCACCCAGAGUGAAGACCUCAGAGCCUGGGGCCCAGCAGACUGGAGAGCAGCAGCACCCUGGCUUCCCUGCACACUUGCGGAGCCCUCCUGGCUGUGCAGGAGGCUCCCCAAAACAGGGGCGACGAUACUGCUGUGGGGAGUGUGGCAAGGCCUUCCUGCAGCUGUGCCACCUGAAGAAGCAUGCAUUCGUGCACACAGGCCACAAGCCCUUCCUUUGCACUGAGUGUGGCAAGAGCUACAGCUCAGAGGAGAGCUUCAAAGCCCACAUGCUGGGCCACCGUGGCGUGCGGCCCUUCCCCUGCCCACAGUGCGACAAGGCCUACGGCACCCGGAGAGACCUCAAAGAGCACCAGGUGGUGCAUUCAGGGGCCCGGCCUUUCGCUUGUGACCAGUGUGGCAAGGCCUUCGCCCGCCGGCCCUCCCUGCGGCUGCAUCGCAAGACACACCAGAUGCCAACGGCCCCUGCCCCAUGCCCCUGCCCCGUGUGUGGGCGGCCCCUGGCCAACCAGGGCUCCCUGCGGAACCACAUGCGGCUCCAUACAGGGGAGAAGCCCUUCCUGUGCCCACACUGCGGCCGGGCAUUCCGCCAGCGGGGCAACCUGCGUGGGCACUUGCGGCUGCACACAGGGGAGCGCCCGUACCGCUGCCCGCACUGCGCCGAGGCCUUCCCCCAGCUGCCUGAACUGCGACGCCACCUCAUCUCGCACACCGGCGAGGCCCACCUGUGCCCCGUGUGUGGGAAGGCCCUCCGAGACCCGCACACACUGCGCGCCCACGAGCGCCUGCAUUCGGGGGAGAGGCCCUUCCCCUGCCCCCAGUGCGGCCGCGCCUACACACUGGCUACCAAGCUGAGGCGCCACCUCAAGUCCCACCUCGCCGACAAGCCCUACCGCUGCCCUACCUGUGGCAUGGGCUACACCCUCCCCCAGAGCCUCAAGCGGCACCAGCUCAGUCACCAGCCUGGGGCACCCUCCAGCCCACCCUGUGAGCCGUCUGCCACUUCUGAGCCCACCAUGGUGCUCCUGCAGACCGAGCCAGAGCUGCUGGAUGCAUGCAGCCAACGGGACAGCUCCUCAGCCCAGGAUGUCUUCCAGGUCACCAUUUCCGAGAGCCAGGAUAAGUGCUUUGUGGUCCCGGAGGAGCCAGGCCCUGCCUCCAGCCUGGUGCUCAUCCACAAGGACAUGGGCUUCAGCGCCUGGGCGGAAGUGGUGGAGGUGGAAACGGGCAGCUGAUGCCCCCCUACCCCCGCCCCGAGAGUGCUAUAUAAAGACUGGUGUUUCUGA